Messenger RNA from Podospora pseudocomata, 1990 nucleotides. RefSeq lists its product as uncharacterized. The coding region runs from base 1 to 1788 and encodes 595 amino acids. Gene Ontology annotation, cellular component: plasma membrane. Gene Ontology annotation, biological process: transmembrane transport. The record is from RefSeq and is a predicted model, not a curated record. Gene Ontology annotation, molecular function: transmembrane transporter activity. The transcript is spliced from 2 exons. Lineage: Eukaryota; Fungi; Ascomycota; Sordariomycetes; Sordariales; Podosporaceae.
AUGGCCGACAAAGACAAAGAAAAAGACGCCAUCACCACAUCCUCCACCCAGCCACCCUCCACCUCCUCGAAAUCCCCUGACCGAGCCCCCUCCCCAACCCCUAUCCAAGACACCGCCGCCGCCCUCCCCUCAGAUGCCGAAAAGCCCCCAACACCACCCCGAGACGACUCCAACAUGGUCUACCCCACCGGCCCAAAACUCUACCUCAUCAUCUCCUCCCUCUGCCUCUCCGUCUUCCUGGUAGCCCUCGACCAAACAAUCAUCGCCCCCGCCCUCGGCGCCAUCACGACCGAGUUCUCCUCCGUGAGGGACAUUGGCUGGUACGGCGCCAGCUACCUCCUCACCACCACCGCCCUCCAGCCCUGCUACGGCUCCCUCUACCGCAUGUUCUCCGUCAAGUACACCUACCUCGUCGCCGUCUUCAUCUUUGAAAUCGGCUCGCUCAUCUGCGCCGUCGCCCCCACCUCCAACGCCUUCAUCGCCGGGAGGGCCGUUGCCGGUAUGGGCACCGCGGGUCUGUUUUCGGGAUCGAUUGUGAUUUUGAGCUACACCUUGCCACUGAGGAAACGGCCGGCCGCGUUCGGGUUGAUAGGAGGGAUGUGGGGGAUCAGCUCCGUCGCCGGUCCGUUGCUGGGGGGGGCGUUCAGCGAUGCGCCCAACCCGGGGUGGAGGUGGUGUUUCUACAUCAACCUCCCCAUCGGAGCGUUCGCCAUGGCGGCGAUAUUCUUCUUCCUCAAGAUCAACCGGGUUGAUAACCCUGAGGGGCUCACGUUUCUGGAAAGGAUCUUGAGGCUUGAUCUGGCGGGGACGGCGAUGCUCAUCCCGGCUGUUAUCUGCUUGUUGCUCGCCCUGCAGUGGGGCGGGACCGAGCACGCCUGGAACAGCUCGGUGAUUAUUGGGCUGUUUGUCGGGUUUGCGCUGAUGAUUGGGGCUUUUGCUGUGAUUCAGGUUUGGAAGGGGGAUAGGGGGACGUUGCCGCCGAGGUUGUUCAAGAAUAGGGAUGUUGUCUGCGCGAUGUUGUUUGCGUUUUUCUUUGGGGCGGGGUUUUUUCCUUUGGUUUAUUAUCUUGCCCUCUACUUCCAAGCCGUCCAAGGCGACACCGCCGUAACAGCCGGCAUCAAACUCCUCCCCCUCCUCAUCUCAGUCGUCAUCACCUCCGUCGCAACCGGCGGCCUCGUCACCGUCGUCGGCUACUACAACCCCUUCAUCCUCCCCUGCAUGGUCCUCUUCGCCACCGGCGCGGGCAUGAUCACCACCUUCUCCCUCACCACCCCCUUCAGCGCCUGGUUCGGCUACCAGGUCCUCGCCGGCCUCGGGAUCGGCGUCGGCUUCCAGACCGGGGUUCUGGUAGUCCAAAACGUCAUGCCCCUCGAGUGGGUCCCCGUCGCCACUGCCUGCAUCCAGUUCUUCCAGUCCAUCGGCGGCGCCAUCUUCAUCGCCGUUGCGCAGGCAGUCUUCCAGAACGGCCUCAUUGACACCUUGGCUAAAGACGCGCCUGGCCUGCCAGCGGAACUGUUUCUCAAUAUUGGCGCCUCUCAGGUCAGCCAGGUGGUCUCCGCCCCUCCCCCCGCUGGGCUGGGGAGACCAGAUGAUGUGAAUAUCGUCUUGAACGCCUACCUCCAGGGGUUGAGAAACACGUAUUACAUCGCGGUUGGUUGCGCCUGUGGUGCCUUUGUGGCGGCGUGCGGUCUGAGUUGGAAAAAGAUUCAACGGCAUAGAGCCAAGGCAGCAGAUGAUUCAGAGGGAGGAGGAGGAGAAAAGAGCGCCGUGGUUGUUCCUGCUCACUAGAACCACCCACCACAUAGACAAAAGACAAGCAUUAUGGCUUGUCUACCAUGAUGAACAUGUAUCUAUGAUACCCACAUCACAGCCACCAAUCCAACUCGAUGAUAAUAUUCGACAUAUUCAUAUUGUAUAUACUUCUGUCCAUACCUUCCCCCACAAACAAAAUAAAAUACAUGAGAAUAAGUAAUAUAUACUUUGUCCAAGA